CAAAUACUUACUUAUACACAUGUUUAUGUUUUAUAUAUAGGAAAAAAAUACAAAUAUUAUAUGUAUGUCUGUAUACAUAUUAUACAGAAAAAUCCAAAUUUAUCCGGAUUAAACACUUAUAUGUAUUUGUUAUACAUAUAAGUAUAGUUUUAUAUGUAUAAAUACAUGUAGAUACAUUAAUAUAUAUUAUUAACCUAUCUUCAUCAUUUAAAAUAAAUAAAACGGAUUAGAAGAAAUCGUCAAUAUUGGUUCUACCGUUCUACUGCACUGGAAACGAUUUAAACCUUGUAGGUAGAAGACUUCAGUUUUUAUUCCUUAUUUUUGCAUGUUUAAAAUCGCUCGGUGGUUAUAUACAAAUUUGGUAAAGAAGAACACAAACUCUUUAAUGGUUGAGUGGUAACAUAUAUUUUUAUGCAUAUAAAAUAUAUAUGCUUUAUAUACAUAUCAGUUAAUAAAAAUAUGUUAUUUUACAUAUAAUGGAAAUUAAAAGCAAUGUAGUGUAGAAAAACGAAAAAAUUAGAAAACAACAAUUAGAAAAGGUACCAUUACAAAACUUGGAAAACCAAUGUAGUGGUGGAAUAAUGCUAUCCGCAAAUAACCAUUCAACCUCACAUGGUACUCGAGCCAAAGACAAAGAAAAUAUUAUGCCACGUAGUAAGGAUAAAGCUGCUCAAAAUAGGAAAGAUACUAACAAAAAGUAUUAUGAACGCAACAAAGAAAAAAGGAGAAUGCUUGAAAGUGAUCACCAACAAAAAAACAAUGAAAGUAUAUUUGCUACUGCAGAGGUCAUUCACAAACAUCAUGUUAUAUGUGCUGAAGAAAACAACCAAAUAUAUUCGGGGUUAACACACGAAACAUUAGAUGAAGUUGGAGGUUCUAGCGAGGUCCAUGUCAAUCAAGUAAUUCCAGAUGACAUUCUUCUUGAGGAUCCAUACCAUUCUAUUUUCGAUGGUAUCCCUGAAGUACAUUCUAUUUUGGAAGGAAGUAAUAUAUGUGUUCAUUGUGGAGCCAAACGGUUCAAACAUGAAUUCGCUACUUUUUGUUGCAUGAGUGGGAAAACAAAGUUGGCAUCUUCCCAAAUUCCUAAUGAGUUAUAUCAUCUUUUUACAUCAGAAGAGGAGUUAAGCAAAAUAUUUAGAGAUAAUAUACGUGCUUACAAUACAAAAUUUUCUUUCACAUCCAUGGGAGUAGAGUUGGAUGAUGAUUUGAGCAAUAUGAAAUCCGGAGUAUAUACAUUCCGUGCGAACGGAGCAAUAUAUCAUAGAAUUGAUCAGUUAGUACCGAGGGAUGGAUUACCUAGGUACUUACAAUUAUAUUUCUAUGAUUCCGAAACCGAUUUUACACAUAGACUUCAAUGGCCAAAUAUUGAUCGAAAGAUCAUUCAAGUGUUGGUGGGCGUUCUUUCAACAAACCCGUAUGCUACAACGUUUCGAAGCCUUCGUGAGCUAGGACCUCUCGAUAACUAUAGAGUCACUUUGAACGCAUCAGUGGAACUUGACCAGAGGGUAUACAAUCGGCCGACCACAUCUGAGGUUGCUGGUAUUUGGGUAGAAGCAAGGGAUGGGGUGUCCAUCAAUGAAGCUGUGGGUAAUGAAGAAAAUAUUGUGGAUGAUAUAGAAGGGGCUAAGUCAAAGAAGGGUAGGAAUACCGUAACAAUGCGGAGAAAGAUAAGAGUUCAAUGUUGA
This is a messenger RNA of Lactuca saligna, 1685 nucleotides long. The record is from the annotation of a GenBank genome assembly. NCBI's taxonomy places the organism in Eukaryota, Viridiplantae, Streptophyta, Magnoliopsida, Asterales, Asteraceae.